Molecule: messenger RNA, 1820 nt
Organism: Malaclemys terrapin pileata
Lineage: Eukaryota; Metazoa; Chordata; Testudines; Emydidae
Gene: ZBTB42
Product: zinc finger and BTB domain containing 42
Exons: 2
Coding region: 215-1645 (476 amino acids)
Biological process (GO): regulation of transcription by RNA polymerase II
Cellular component (GO): nucleus
Molecular function (GO): RNA polymerase II cis-regulatory region sequence-specific DNA binding; protein binding; DNA-binding transcription factor activity, RNA polymerase II-specific
Source: RefSeq, a predicted model, not a curated record
CACGCACUCACCCGCCUGCUAUUCUUCCGCUACUGCCGAGCAGCACCAUCGCCGCCUUCGCCCGGGGUGCCCUCUCCCACCGCAAACUUGGGCGCCUCCAGGAGGGGCUUUUUUCCCCCAUGCACCCCUCAGUCCCUGCGUGGCAGCCGGGUAAGGUGAGCCGCCUUGUUGGAUCUCCCUGCUUGGAGCUGUUGCCGCAGGUUAUGAAGGAAGAAUGGAGUUUCCAGACCAUAGCCGCCAGUUGCUGCAGUGUCUGAGUCAGCAGCGUCACCAGGGCUUCCUGUGUGACUGUACUGUUUUAGUUGGAGAAGCUCAGUUCAGAGCCCACAGAGCUGUUCUUGCUUCUUGCAGCAUGUACUUCCAUCUUUUCUACAGGGACCAGUUAGACAAAAGGGAUAUUGUGCAUCUGAACAGUGACAUUGUCACAGCCCCAGCCUUCAGUCUGCUGCUUGAAUUCAUGUACGAAGGAAAGCUGGAGUUUAACAGUCUUCCAGUUGAAGAUGUGCUCGCUGCAGCGAGCUACCUUCACAUGUAUGACAUUGUGAAAGUCUGCAAGGGCAAGUUGAAAGAUAAAGAAUUGUGUUUGGAAGAAAAGAUGAAUGAUGAUGUGGCAAAUUUGGAAAAAGAGGAGCAUUUUUUAGACACGGGAGUGCCCCUGGUACACGAGUUUGACCCGGGACACAAACAAAAAUUCACUGUCGCAGAAUAUGAUAGAUCAACGAAUAAAGAUAGGAUCAGUGGUCACCCUGGCUGGUCCUCUGAUCUUAUAAGUGUCAGCUCUGUGUCUGCAGAGGCAGAAUCGUGCACCACAGCAGCUGGAAAAACAAAGGCGACUGUCAAUAGUUCUGCAGGAUCUUUGUCCCAAAGGUCUGUUAACCAUACCCCGGCUUCAAAUGAUGUGGACUGUGCUCUGGAUUUGUCUUUCAAGCCUGUGUCUGGGAGAGAUUCCUUACACCCCUCCUACGUCUUUGGACAGCUGGCUUCCGACAGCCAGCAGCAGGGUACUGAGCCACUUGUUAAAGAUGAACAAGACUUGCUGUCAGAUCAGGAGGACAGUGAAGCAAGGAGUCCAGAGAGUCAGCAUUUUGGGAAUUCAGCCAAAAGCCUAGUGACAGGGUUAGGACACAUGUUCACAGGAAAUGGCAAUUCUCAUGCAAGAGAAGAUGAUAUAGAUCAAGACCGAGAUGAGAGUGAAGAUGACAUGGAUUCAUCAGAUAUCUCCUCCUCUGGUGUGCUUGUGCCUCCUGGGCAUAUCUGCAUUUGCCCCCUUUGUAGCAAAGUUUUUCCAAGCCCACACAUCCUGCAACUGCACCUGAGCUCUCACUUCAGAGAUAAAGAUGGCUCAAGGACCAGGUUGUCACCUGAUGGUUCGGUGCCCACCUGUACGCUUUGUGGGAAGACUUUUUCUUGCAUGUACACCUUAAAGAGACACGAAAGGACUCACUCCGGUGAAAAGCCUUACACCUGUGCCCAGUGUGGAAAGAGCUUCCAGUAUUCGCACAAUCUCAGCCGUCACGCAGUAGUGCAUACCAGAGAGAAACCCCAUGGCUGCAAAUGGUGUGAAAGACGAUUUACACAAUCCGGUGACUUAUACAGACACAUCCGUAAAUUUCAUUGUGGCCUCGUAAAGUCCUUGGUGGUUUGAGACAAGCUGUUGUUGUUGUUGUUGUUGUUGCUAAUGUAAUGUGUGGGGUUUUUAAGGCAGCAUCUGAUUUUCUUUUUUUACUGAUAUCCACAUCAGUUAAUGAUGUUGAAAGAUGCUUAAGUAUACACUUCAAUGGCCUUUUUGCCACAGCCGCCUUUUUUUCCCCUGUUCCCCU